UCUCUAAAUUGUACUCACUACUUUAAUUAACAUAUGGUGGCAAGUGAUACACGUUGGGGAUCUCACUACAAGAUAGUAAUGCAUGUCAUGCUUCUAUAUCCUUCAAUCAAGAAAGUUCUAUUCAAGGUUGGGAAAGAGUGUAAUGGGGCAGAGGCUAUAGGAGCUCAAACUAUGCUACAAGUAUUUCAGUCAUUUGAGUUUGUUUUCUUGUUGCACAUGAUGAAUGAAAUAUUUGGAUACACAAGUGACUUCUGCAAUGCUCUGCAAAGGAGGGAGCAAGAUAUUGUGAAUGCAAUGGAUAUUCUUGAGUUCACAAAGGCAGAAUUUGAUGUUUUGAGAGAAGAUUGUGGAUGGAAAGAAUUUCUUGGAAAGGUCACUUCUUUUUGUGUGAAGCACAAAGUUAAAGUUGUUGACAUGGAUGGGAAGUAUAAGCCUAUACAAAGAUCAAGGAAAUUCUUCAGAGAUGCUAUUAAUUACCAUCGAUUCCAUGCCGAUAUGUUUUUGGGUGUCAUUGAUAGGCAACUUCAAGAGCUCAAUAACAGAUUUGAUGAGGUAAACACAGAAUUACUUAGAUGCAUGGCAUCAUUUAGCCCAGCCAAAUCCUUCUCUGCUUUUAAUGUUGACAACUUAGUUAAGCUUGCCAAGUUCUAUCCUAGUGAUUUUGAUGUUGAAGAAAUGAACCAACUCCCCUUUCAACUGAACCGCUAUAUUAGUGAUGUGGGUAAGGAUGAGAAUUUCACAAAUUUGAGAAGUUUAGCAGACCUAUCUAUGAUGCUUGUCAAAACAAACAAGGUUUCUCGCUAUGACCUUGUUUACAGACUUCUCAAAUUGGUGUUAGUUCUCCCUGUUGCAACUGCUGGUGUUGAGAGGGUUUUCUCUUCAAUGAACUAUAUCAAAAACAAGUUAAGAAGCAAGAUGGGACAAGAAUAUUUGAAUGAUUGCUUGGUUACAUUCAUUGAAAGGGAUUUGUUCUUGCAAGUCAAGGAUAAAGACAUCAUCAAUCAUUUUCAAAAUAUCAAGAAACGAAAAGUUCUUCUCUAAACUGUAAGAUUUCUUAUCAUUUUGCCAUUUUGUAUGCUCUAAUAUGCUUAACACAUUCAAUUUAUGAUCAAUUUUAUCCAUCCAUCUAUGACUAUUUGAAAUCAUGU
Messenger RNA from Oryza sativa Japonica Group (Japanese rice), 1148 nucleotides. RefSeq lists its product as uncharacterized. Gene Ontology annotation, molecular function: protein dimerization activity. Lineage: Eukaryota; Viridiplantae; Streptophyta; Magnoliopsida; Poales; Poaceae. The record is from RefSeq and is a predicted model, not a curated record.